UUUAACUGGGCUGGAUGAGUAAUAUAGCUGUCUCCAUUCCCUGGCGAGUAUGUGUGGCCACAAAGCUGAAGUAGUGGUUAGCCUGCUAACCCCAGCGCCAUCCAUGUAGUUGAGAAGCUAGCUACACAAAACGCACAGCUUGCCUUCCGCCGACGUGCACUUCCCCCACUCUCCCUCCAGCCGGCUAGCUGCAGCGUUAGUCCGGUACAUAAAAUGAAGCGACCAUCAGCAUUACGGGAAGCAGUGUGGCUCUUUGGAUUUUGCUGAUGUAUGAGGAGACAGUAUUGUUUUCGUAAGAUCUCUCUCAAGGAGGUCAGAAUCAGCUUGGGGGAUGGAUGAGCAGAAAUCAAACUGCGAAGAGAGCGAGUCUGAGCCAACAGCUGAUGAUAAAGCUUCUGCUAAACAACAUGUCUCCUCUGAUGGAGAGUCCCAAACUGUUCCUGCUGCUGAGGAUGUGUCCGAUGCUACUGUAGCCUCUUCAAGUACAUCUAUAGAGAGCGCGAGGGCCUGUGCUCUUUGCAACUGUGUGGAGCGCAGCCUUCACGGACAACGGGAACUGAGACACUUUGGGCCAACUUCAGAACGACCAACUCUCCAGCCAUCCGUUUUUCCUCUGCCCCAGCCUGGAAAUGAUGACUUGUCUUCCAUUGGAUUUUUGGACAUCCCCUGUGUGGCAUCACUCUUUGAUGACUCAGGGGGUUGUUGGGUUCAUCACUGGUGUGCGGUGUGGUCAGAGGGAGUGAAACAAAUGGAUGACGACAAGUUGGAGAAUGUGGAUAAGGCUGUUAUCUCAGGGACGCAGCAGCUUUGUGAAUACUGCAAAAGGCUGGGUGCAACCAUUCGUUGUCAUGCUGUGGGCUGUUCAGCGUUUUACCACUUUCCUUGUGCGGCAGCGAGUGGAUCCUUCCAAUCCAUGAAGCAGUUGGCCCUUCUUUGUCCACAGCACAUAGACAAGGCAGAAGAGCUGGCAGGUGAAGAAGCUUGGUGUGCUGUUUGCGACUCGGUGGGAGAGCUUACAGACUUGCUGUUCUGUACGGGUUGUGGUCUACAUUAUCAUGCGGCCUGUUUAGAGAUUGGGGCCACGCCCAUUCAGCGAGCAGGAUGGCAAUGCCCAGAGUGUAAAGUGUGCCAGACUUGCAGACAACCAGGUGAAGACUCCAAAAUGUUAGUGUGUGAUGCCUGUGAUAAGGGCUACCACACCUUCUGUCUCCAGCCAGCCAUGGAUUCGCUCCCCUCAGAUCCAUGGAAAUGCAGAAGGUGUCGUGUAUGUAUGGAGUGUGGGGUCCGUGGUCUCGUGGUGCCGGGUUUGGCUCAGUGGUUUGACAACUAUGCUGUGUGUGAGGCCUGCGAGUGUCAGCGCAGCUCGGUGUGUGGCGUCUGCAGCAAAGCUGCAAACCCAUCUGUUGCUCUUCAGUGCUGCAGCUUAUGCCACAGGUGGGUGCAUACUGAGUGUGCUUUACCAGGUGAGCUCCCAGAAGUCAAGACCAUAUGCCUGCUAUGUAAGGAAGAUCAUCAUCAGCAGGAGCAUCUCACUGAGGCAAACACAGCAGAGACGCAAACCGCAGAGGCGGUUCACGAGACUGAAGGACAGAUAGAGUUGGUGGAGAUGACAAUCCAAACAGACAUGACGACAGAAGAGCAGAUAGACGUAUCUGAGGCGACACAAGGCGAGGGAAGCACAUCAGAGAUGGGUCUGGCAGAAGGGGCUGAAGAGGCGACACCCAUGGACCUAGGUGCGGCGACUGCAGUUGUGGAGACAACAAACAUAGGUGACAAAGCCUCGAAGGAGGAGCUGAAGAUAGAAAAAGAAUGCACUUCAGAGGGGCCUGCUGCUUUCUUUGAGUCUCCAGAUGGAGAGUGCUCAACAGAACAAGGUGCCUCUUGUCUACCUGCUGAUGAAAGGAGAGCAGGAAAGGCAGUCAGCCAGGUUAUCCAAGCUGACUCUCUGCAGGAUUCCACUGCUGAGAGACUGUCUCCAAAUCCUAAAGUAGAAGCCAUGCAGGAGAGCCCUGAAAAUAUGGAGGUGGAGAAACGGAAGACUAUUCUUUCUGUGGUUAAACCUAUAUCAGCAGAGUUGUUCAAUUCUGCUUCUGAACCAUUCAGUAAGACUGUGUCAAAGUUCUCACCUUCUCAAGCAUCUGUGGCGAAACAAAAGCAUGUACUGCUCUCUGAUGAGCAAGACACACGUCCAUGCCAGGAGCGCCAGUUGUCAUUUCAUCUUUCUUUAUCACCUGUCACCCAAGAAGAGCGCUUUACUGCCAACAUGGACGAGAGGCUACUACCUCACUCUGAAGAGGACGACGAUGAAGAUGACGAUGAGCAAAUGAAAGAAGGGCACGAUUUGGAGAUAAAGCAGGAACCACAGGAGCAUGAGGUUAAGUCAGAGUCACUGCUGGAUGAAUUGUCCAAUAUGAGCCAUGGAGAUGAGAGUAGCAGUGGCUUCUUGGGCUCUCCUGGAGAACCGGAUCAUCAACUCUCUAUGGACCUUGGGCUAAUAUCCACUGGCCGCUCUCAUGCAGAUAACAUGCUCACUGAAACUGAUGACUCUCUUCCCUUUGAACCCUUCCGAAGUGAUGGAGAGAAGGUGAAACGCAGGGGAUCCCCUGGCCGCUCACGGGUGAAACAGGGGCGAAGCAAUAGUUUCCCUGGGAAGCGUCGACCUCGAGGGGGUGGCGGAGGGAGAGGGCGUGGUGGGAGGUCACGCCUCAAAGCCAUGGCCUCUUGCAUCGAUGCCUUCUUGUUAAGCAUGACCACAGACUCUGGAAUAAGUAAGGAGGAGGAUGAUGAAGAAGAUGACACCAUGCAGAACACAGUAGUUCUUUUCUCAAACACUGAUAAAUUUGUUCUGCUCCAGGAUAUGUGCGUUGUGUGUGGCAGUUUUGGAAAGGGUGCAGAGGGGCAGUUAUUAGCUUGUGCGCAGUGUGCUCAGUGUUACCAUCCUUACUGUGUGAACAGCAAAAUCACCAAGACAAUGCUCCGGAAGGGCUGGCGCUGUUUGGAAUGUAUUGUGUGUGAAGUAUGUGGAAAGGCUUCGGACCCCUCCCGUCUGUUGCUGUGUGAUGACUGUGAUGUCAGCUAUCACACCUACUGCUUGGACCCGCCCCUGCACACAGUACCCAAGGGUGGUUGGAAAUGCAAAUGGUGUGUGUGCUGUGUACAGUGUGGCUCUAACUCUCCAGGUUUCCAUUGUGAGUGGCAGAAUAACUACACCCACUGUGGCCCCUGUGCCAGCCUUGUCGCUUGUCCGGUAUGCCGAGAGAACUUCAUGGAGGAAGAGCUGCUCCUGCAGUGUCAGCACUGUGAUCGAUGGGUCCAUGCUGUCUGUGAGAGUUUAUACACAGAGGAUGAAGUGGAACAAGCUUCUGAUGAAGGCUUCGCAUGUACAUCCUGCAGCCCGUAUGUUCCGAAACCUGUUGUUGAGUCUGCCAUUAUGGCUUCAAUAAAGAUUAAAGAGCCAGAGCCCCAGUUCUACCGGUUAGAGGGUGUCUGGCUGACAGAAUCAGGAAUGUCCCUGCUACGAACCAUAUCCAUGUCUCCCCUGCUCAAGAGACGUCAGCGUCGCUCCCGUCUUGGCGCCUUGUGUUGUGAAGGAGUGCCUGAUGGAAUGGAUGUGAGGGAGGAAGGAGAAGGGGAAGAGGGAAAAGUCUGCGGGGAGUCUAUGGAUUGUGACACUAAGAUGGAGAACUCUGGGAGCCCUGACAGAGAAGGUGGAGUUGAUGGAGGCGCAGAUGGCAUGGCUGAAUGCGAGGGUCUCAAAGGGGGGGCAGAGGAUAUGGAAGAUGGUAAAAAAAGAAAACGUAAACCUUAUAGGCCUGGAAUUGGAGGCUUCAUGGUGCGACAACGGAAGUGUCACACACGAUUGAAGAAAGAAUUUUUUGCCCAACUGGCUGGAGAAACUACUUUAGAUGGACAGCCUAUAGAGAGAACCAUCGAAGAAGGACCUCAUCCUGACACCGAUAACAUCAUGGAUCCUAAACCAUUGGAGGGUGAAGAACAGGCCAAGAAGCGCCGGGGACGAAAAAAGAGCAAACUUGAGGACAUGUUUCCAGCAUAUCUUCAGGAAGCUUUCUUUGGAAAGACACUUAUAGAUUUGAGUAAGAAGGCUGUAAUGACACUCCCCGGACAGAGGCAAGCCGCAUGCCUUCUUCGACCCUCAUUGCCAGCACCAUCAGGGGUCAGAAUUACUUCUCCAGAGACUGAGGCCAAGGAUCGUACGAUGGAUCAUCUCAAGCAAGAGGGGGGUCAGGCCCCCCAUGCUCAGGGAGACUGUACAGAUAUUUUUUCAGCAGUUUUUGCACCAUCCUCAUCACUGAAGGACCUAGGGUCAACUGAUCCUCAUGACUCUGAUGCAGAAAAAAGUGAAGGUCUUCCACAAGGGGUAGAGAAUCAAGAUUCUGAGCAGUUCUUCAGGAAGGUUCUGGGAGUGUCAGAAGGCUCCACCUUGGAGGGUAUGAAGCCCAUCUCUGAGGGUAAUAAGGGAGAACUCAAUUGUAGCACUCUGCCACAAAGAGCUCUCCUCCCAGGGUCUCUGCCCUCAGCUGGGGUUAUGGAUGCUUUCCCUGGCCUUUCACAGCCACCAUUCUUUGACAUGAGGGACAAAGGAGGGCUGUUUAGUCCAAAUGGUGGUGAGGAGAGCCCGUGGGCAACUCCUUCUACCCCAGUGACUCCUUCCUCCCCACCAACCCCCACUGAGGCAGAAGGUGAUGGACUGUCUUACAAUCAACGCAGUCUCCAGCGAUGGGAGAAAGACGAGGAGCUGGGAGAGUUAUCGACCAUUUCUCCGGUGCUUUAUGCAAACACCAACUUUCCCACUCUAAAACAGGACUACCCAGACUGGGCAAGUCGCUGUAAGCAAAUCAUGAAGAUCUGGAGAAAAGUGUCAGCAGCUGACAAGGUUCCUUAUCUGCAAAAGGCCAAAGAUAACAGAGCAGCUCAGAGGAUCAAUAAGGCGCAAAAACAGGCAGAGAGUCAGGUGUGCAGGCCAGUUAAGACAGAGCCAGUGCGUAUUAAAGGGGAAAGACCUAGUUUACACCUCCAGAUUCCACCACCUUCAGGAUCUACGUCCAUCUCAUCUCAGCCAAGCUCAGCAGAGAGCCCAUAUCCCUUCCCCCCAGAUUCAGGGUCUUCCUCUGUCUUUUUCUCAGAUGGUAUUGUAAAGACCCCCGGAUCAGCUGAAAUCCAUACAGAUCCUUUUGUCAAGCUCCCCCCCCAGUCACCUCGUUCUCACUCUCACCCACCAACUCCUUUAACCUAUACUGGGGCUAGCCCCAUACAGGCCUCCUCCUCAGGUUAUUCUGCUUCCGGCCCACAGGGUCCUCCUCAGGGACGGCCAGCUAGUCUUGGCCCCUUUGACAUGCAACUAGGGACUUCGGGAACCUCCAGACGGGCUCAGCAGGUUGACCCCUACUUCAGAUCACAGUUACAGCAGCAACAAAGUCAUUUAUCGCAAUCUGAGCAAGGCUCUCAAGAGUCCCAUACACCUUUACAAAGUCCUCAUUCAAGAAGUGCUGGAAUUGGUGGAGAGUCAACCAUUUUCUCACCACCUCAUAACACACACUACGGGGACACUCAAAGAACUCAACAAGGCAUGGGGCAGACUGAAUACAGCUCAUCCCCAUUAUCGUCUGCAGUGGCCUCUUCGCCUGCAGGCACAGGCCAGUACAGGGCUGAUAUGAGCGCACCUUCGCCUCGCUCCACUACUGUUGGAAGGCCUGAGCUUGCCACUGGCUCUCCUGCUGGGAUGCUGGAUUCUGGUGAUGGAUUUUUUAAGGCACCCAUGACGCCACGAAUGCACCAAGGAGAAGGUGGUGCACUUCAUCACGGAGCCUCCCCAAGCCAUCCUUCAGAGGGUUACAGGCAGUCUCCGUCUCACUCUCUAUCUGAUGCCCACGCUCAAUCUCCAGUAACUUCCAAGUUGCAGUCAGGUGAUAGUUGUCCUCUCGGACCCCAGAAAAACCCUGUAACUCAACAGGAAUUGUGCCCGAGAAUUCCCUCCAGCCCACAAUCCCAGGGCAGUUGUCAGUCUCCCCACACUCCAGGUGGAUUCUCCAAUGAUGCGUAUUCUGCCCAGUCUCCUCUGACCCCACGUUUCCAGUCCCCAGAUCACUGUUCUCAGCCACCUUCAAGGCCACAAUCUAGAGACCCUUUCACAACUAUCCACAAACCACCUCGGCCAACAUCUGUUGCACCAGAUGGAACUACAAAUGUCAAAAGCUCACCUAACCCAAAUCAGCCGCCUCCUUCACAUUCCAACAGUAGCUCCUUAGGGGAUCUUGUUACUUGCAAACCCUCAGCACCAUUCAGCCCUAGCACCGGAACCAUUCAGAUACCCCAACAGCAGGGACACAAUACACCAGGUCAGCCACAGCAAACCCAGCCACAAACACAGCAGACUCCUGGUGCGGACAACUACAGCUCGAGACAUAUACCUCCUUCUGGAUCUCAGGACCUGGCAGCUGUUCGCCCUCAAGAUGCACCUCAUCAGACAUCCUUGCCAGGUACUCAAGAAAUGCCUGAUGUGUCAGCAGUUCAAGAUCCAGCACUAGUGGGCCUUAGUCCCUCUGAACUGGAGAAGCACAGACAGCGUCAGAGAUUAAGGGAAUUUCUGAUCAGACAACAAAUGCAGCGGAACACCAUCAGACAAGAAAAAGAGGCAGCUGCAGCAGCUGCUGGCAAUGUAUCCCCUGCAUGGCCAGGAGGAGAGAUGGGUACAUUUCAACAAGACAAAACCCACAGAGCACCACCACCCUAUCCACAGGAUCGUGUUGCUCUUCCAACUGUGGGAACUCAGGCCUCAAUGGGGAAGAUGCCCAUUAAUGCUAGCGGAAUGGGGGACAAACUAAUUCGGCCACCAGCUACAGGAACCUCUGCCGUCAUGGAUCCUAGUACACCCAGGCCACAAGGGCCUCCCAAGCCGCAGGGCGUGUUUCCCCAUCCACCUUUCCCUCCUCAGUGGCAGGGUCAAGCUGCAGGGCCAAGGAGAUUUCCCCACCCUGGCAUGGAGGCUAUUGCCAUAAAGCACAGUGUCAACUCUGCUGUGAAUGUCCAGGGUAUAGAAGGCAUUGGUAACCCUCACACCAUGAUGCCAUCACAUGGAGGGGAAAAUGUCCAACCAAUAGGCCAAGUACCCCCACCACAGUUCAUUGAAUUAAGACACAACUCGCAGAGGCCACCACUUAGACCUCAGUUUAUGCCUCGUGGACCCCAGUCCAGACAGCGCCUUUUUGUCCCACAAGCGAUACCAGUACCCUAUGUUCAGCAGCAUCCAAUAGUGUCAGCUGGUGGUAUUCAAUCAGAUGGGGGCAUAGACACACAGUCGGGGUUACAGCAGAGUGAACUGUCAGCUUUAUUACCUCAACAGCCUACGGUCACAGGAACACAGCAGCCUCAGGCAGGAGGUUCAACUUCCAACAUUUCUGCUUCCGGGCAUCAUCAGCUUUCACAAUCAAGCCUAGUCCCAGAGCCCCAAACUGCUAUGGUAGAAAACACGGAGGAACUACCAGAGCCUGACCUUGAAGUCCUUGGGGAUGCCCCUGGGGAUGGAGGUGUGGAAGAUGAGGAGGAUUUAGGUCUCGACUUGGAUCCAGACAAAGGAGAUGAUGAACUGGGAAACCUGGACAACCUGGAAACCAACGACCCGCAUCUAGAUGACUUGCUUAAUAGUGAUGAAUUUGACCUGCUGGCUUACACUGACCCUGAACUAGACCAAGGAGACCCCAAGGAUGGUUUUUCAGACCAGCUACGCUUGGUUGAAGCCGAAAGUGAAACCCCUUCAUCCUCCUCUGGCUCUGCACUUGUCAAAGUAGAACAGAAAUCCAAGGUGGAAUCUGAGCACAAGACUCUCUCAACACAAGCUUCUCCAAGCAGGUCUGCUACCCAACUGCAACCCUCCUCUGACACUGUUGGUAACGCCAAGGUAAAAGUAGAAAGAGGUCUCACUCCUCAGCUCCAGUCAGGACAGACUGCUGUAAAAGAUGAAAUGGUAGAGGCUGUAUCUCUGCUUCUUGGGGGAACCACGUCUUCCACUGUGCCAUCACAGCAAGAAAACCAGCCAACUUCCCUCAGUUCUGUUCGAUUAGGGGGGCUUUCAUACUCGCUGCAAGGCCAAGAUGAUCCUUUGCCUUUUCCAACAGCUGCUACUCAUGCAGAUAUUGGUGAUGAUCCACUUGGGUUGCCCGAUGUUGGAGGACAGCACACUGCUGCUGUUGAUUUGGCGAAGGUAGAGAGCUCAUUGGAUGGUGAGCUGCCUCUCCUAAUACAAGAUCUGCUUGAACAUGAGAAGAAGGAGCAGCAGAAGCAGCAACAGCUUAACUCCCUUCACCAGGGAGGCAUGCCACCACAUUUUCCUUGCGUUCCAAAUCAACAGUCAAACCAACAUGUUCCUGGACAAUUAAUGCUGCCACAACACCACCGUCCACCACCCCAAGCAAUGAUGGCCCAGUCAGGGAUGGUAUCCCGUGCUCAACACAUGCUGCAACAACAAAGGAUUUUGGAACCAGGAAUGGUGCCACCACCUCACAUGACCAUAGCCCAACAGCAAGCCGUGGUGAGAAUGGGGCAGCCAGGAAUGCAUGCAGGUCUCAGUCAUCCACAGCAGCAACCUGUGGUGAAACAGUCACCUCUGUCCAACAAUUUCUUCCCAGACAAAGAUUUAGACAAAUUUGCCACUGAUGACAUAAUGGAUCCUAUUGCCAAGGCAAAGAUGGUGGCACUUAAGGGUAUCAAGAGAGUUUUGGCCCAGGACCCCAUGGUUGUGCCCUCUGGUAUCAACAGGCAACAGGUUUCUCUGCUUGCUCAGAGGCUGUCAUCUGCUCCAGGCACAGACCCAGGCCAAAUUUCAUCUGGUCCUCCAAAAGAGGGAGAAACCAGUGAUCCCACCCUGUCAAGACCUAACCCACCACAGUCUGUGCAAGGAAUCAUCAAUGAUUCAGAACAGCACCAGUAUGAAGAAUGGCUUCUUCACACUCAGCAGUUACUCCAAAUGCAGUUAAAAUUUCUGGAAGAACAAAUUGGAGUUCAUCGGAAAUCACGGAAGGCACUGUGUGCAAAACAGCGCACAGCAAAGAAAGCUGGCAGAGAGUUUGCUGAGGCAGAUGCCGAGAAACUCAAGUUGGUUACGGAGGAACAGAGCAAAAUUCAGAAACAGCUUGACCAGGUACGCAAACAGCAGAAAGAGCACACCAAUCUCAUUGCUGAGUAUAGAAGCAAGCAGCAGCAAAAUUCAGGCCUUCUAGCUCCUGGACAUUCAGCACAGGCCCCCCCACCUCACAUGUUUCCCAAGUUACCUGGCCAGAUGAUGUUGGGCCAACAAGGAACUCCAGUCAUGGGUCAGCACCCUGGUAUGGUUUCACAAGGUGGAAUGCCUGUUAGGAUGCCCCAAGGUCAGCCUUUCAUUGGAAGAGCCCAACACCAACUUCCAGGUACAAGGGCCCAAUGUCCCCCUGGUGCUUCAGCAGGAUUCUUCCCACAGGGGCCACCUGUCAUACAGGCUGCUGACCCCAGGCUUCUCCAAGAAAGACAGCUCCAACAUAGGAUGCAAAUGGCAAAACUCCAGCAGCAACAGCAAACAAUGAUGGGCCAGCAGCAGUUGUCACACGCAAAUCAACAGUCUGCCUUAAUAACUCAGCCACAGUCUAGUUUGAUAGGAAACCCACUGAUGUCCCAACAACAAGCAAAUCUUCAACAAGGGAUACUAGCCAAUCAGAUUAAUCAGCAGAGCAUAGCUCAAGGCCCGCAAGUAAUGGGUUCAGGUCAGUCUGUGGCUCUACAACCACAGAACUUUAUUGCAGGCCAGCCCAAUAACCAGGCUCAAGUCAUGACAACGGCUCAACCAGGAAUAAUCGGGAAUCAGCCAGUUGCACAACCACAACAACGCAGGCCUCAAAUGAUGGGUCAGCAGGGAAUGGCUGGAGCUCCAGGUCAUCCUGUCAGGGGUCCUCAGGCCCCUCUGACUCAACAACAACAACAACAGAACAUUCUUGCCCAACACAUGCUUGCUUCUCAGCAGCAACAACAGCAACAGAAUUUUGCUCAACUUCAGCAGCAGCAGCCAAUUGCACACCAAAGGCAAGCAACUCAAGUAAUGACUCAAUCCAAUCAAGAGCAAGGAAGGCUUUCCCAACCCUCUACACCACAGAUGGGUUCAUCCCCUUCCACAGGCAACAACACUCCUCAGCCACUGGGAGCUACAGAUGGUCAAACUGUAGCAACAAAAGAUGGUGACAUUCUUAGCCCUGAUACCAGAACUCCACCACAGCAUAGUGGGCCCUCAACUCCUAAUCAUAUGCAGCAGGUAGGCUCUGCAAAUGAUCAGCAAAAUGAUAUGGGGCGACAGCCACUUCAGCAGCAGCAUCAAGACCAGAGUUAUAUGAUGCAGCAACAACCAUCACUUCCUGAACAACAAAUGGGUUUGGUUGGAAACCAACGAACUGGUGUCGUUAAGCAACAACCGCAACAUCUACCAACUGUUGUACAGAGGCAAGAUUCAGGUAGUACGGUUAAAGAAGAAGGAAAGCCUGUCGCUGAUUUCUUAGCACAGCAACAACAGCACCAUGCUGUUCAGAAUGUCAUGCAACAGUCCCAAGAUCCCAGUAUCCAGCAACAGAUGAUGGGACAGAACCAUUCUGGCCAGCUACAGUCUGUAAUUAAUCCUCAACAGCAAGCUCUCAUUGCACAGCAGCAAAAACAGCAGGCCAUGAUGGGAAUGAUUAGAGUUCAGCAACAAGGUAUGAUUGCACAAAGGUCUGGGGUUCCAAAUGCACCUAUACGCACCCCUAUCAACAUUCAGGCUAUCAUUGCUCAAAAUCCACAACUACGCAAUCUUCCCCCAAAUCAGCAGAUACAACACAUCCAAGCCAUGAUUGCCCAGAGGCAGCUACACCAGGGUCAAAUGCUGCGGACGUCAGUGGGUCAAGGUCAACAGAGUGAGUUGAGGCCUCACAUGCUACCGGGACAGAUGCCACAGGCUGGAAAACAAAUGCUGAGAAUGGAAGGGCAACAGAUGCUGUAUGGACCUAUGGGGAAGCCUGGAACUAUGUGCAUUCAACAACCGAGCGGUGCUCCUCAGUUUCAGCAGGGGAUGAUGGUCCCAGGGCAACCACAGCCGCAAACAGGAAAGACUAUGCAGAAUCAAGUUAUGAGAGGCCAGUUACAGAUGCCACAAUCUCCCAUGGACCAGAGCCGUUUAAUAAGGCCCACAUCUCCACGUCAGUCACUCCCCACGCACCCCAGUGAUCUCAGACACCCACUGAAUCAAGCAGUAGGGAUGCGUCUGCCCACUCCUAACCAACACCAACAGCAGACACUAAUGGCAGCUGCAGGCCGCAUACAGGGAUCCCCUUACAAUGCAUAUUCUCCAAGAGGACCUUUUGGCAUGAGCCCCACCCACCCUGCCUCCCCACUCUCAUCUCAUGUCCCUUCACCUUCUGUAGUUGACAACAGAGCUGGAAGAGGAAGUCCAUACAGUCAUACCAAGGUGUCUCCACUGAGGUCACCAGGAACCAAGACUCCACUUGAAUGUCCAGGACUAAAAAUAGAAUCACAGACAUCGGCCAGUGAAACAUGUCCUACUCCAACUCCACUUAUUCCAAAUGGUCCACAGACAGGAGUGAGUGUCCAGCAACAGUUACAAGUUGCAGACAGCCGUAUUCCUUACACACAGCAUGGCUCUACAGAAGGGGGUCUAUGCAAGAUGACACUACAUAACAUUAAACAGGAGCCAAGGGAAGUUCAGUGUGAUGAUGCAGAAGAAGCACAUUCUGGUAGUAUAAAGCGAGAAGCAACAAGUGACAUGGUUACUUCAGGAAGCAAUGCUGCAUUUAUUAAUGCAGAUGACCUCGCCGCAGAACCUGAGGCGCAAGGUACUAGAUCUGAAACUGGACAGCAAUUACUACAGAAACUCUUAAGAACCAAGAACCUGCAGCUUGCUGCCCAGAGGCCCUCUGAAGGUAUCCAUAAUGAGAUCAAUGGCCACAUUAACAGCAAACUGGCAAUGCUGGAACAAAAACUUCAAGGGACUCCACGAAAUAUGGAGGAUUUGCAAUCUAUAAGUAAAAGGGUUCCUGCACAAAAGCCCAAACGUCCGGUUAAAGCACCUGGAGACCGUGGGCUUAAUGCACGGAAGAAGAAUAAGAAGGAAGAAGUUGGAAAAAGUGCUGAAGCCUUGAUAAAGCAACUAAAACAGGGUCUGUCUCUUCUGCCUCUCAUGGAACCUUCCAUCACAGCUAGUCUAGAUCUGUUUGCUCCUUUCGGGAGCAGUCCAGCCAAUGGAAUAGCUCAGCUCAAAGGAUCCUUUGGAAAUGCAAUGUUGGACAAUAUCCCAGACUACUAUUCUCAGUUACUUACCAAGAGCAACCUCAGCAACCCACCAACACCUCCAUCUUCCCUGCCGCCGACACCACCACCUUCUGUACAGCACAAGCUGCUCAAUGGAGUGACUUCUGGGGAGGAACUCUCGCAUGCUCAGAAAGAUGCAGGGUCAACAAAUGAGCCAAUGGAAGCGGUAACAGAACAGACAAAAAGUGUGGACAUUCUUGCAGCGCUUCCCACUCCACCUCAUAACCAGAAUGAGGACAUCAGGAUGGAGAGUGAUGAUGAGGAUGCUCCAGAAAGUAUCAUCCCAGCAUCAUCCCCUGAGAGCAACGUUGGAGAUGAAACUCCACGUUUCCCUCAUCUGCGAGAGCCAAAGGAAGAGGAGACAGAGAGAGCAAUAUCCCCCAUCAUCCCUCUCAUUCCUCGCACUGCUAUUCCAGCUUUCUCUGAGAACAAACCCUUGGAAGCAACUGAUAGCAGAGUGGUUUCCCUAUCCAACAACUGGGAUAAGGCCAAGAAUAAUGAGGUGGCUGUUACCUUCACAUUGUCCUCCAUGGCAGCAAAGAAACUUAACCAUGUGAUGAUGGCAAUGGCCCAGUUGCUCAAGAUAAGGAUGCCAGGUUCAUACGAAGUGACCUUCCCCUCCCAAAACCCAGACACGCCUGCAGUGGACGAUCCUGGUAAAGGGCCUUUACAGCCAGGUGCUCUCAGUCUAAAGGACAGUGCCUCAUCCAGUCAAGAUGAAUGGUUAAGGCAAUUUGAUGUGUCUCUGCCAGGCUGUACAUUAAAGAAACAAAUGGACAUUCUGACACUACUUAAACAGGAAUUUGCAGAUAAUGAAGACAAACCAGCCCAGCACUGUUACACAACCAAUGUAAAUGACUUGGAUGUGCGCCACCUUCCCAUUAUACCAUUGGAGGAAUCACCACCUCAUUCUCCAACCCCUCCACUUCCUUGCUCCCCAGCUCCAGUUCCAACUAAUGAAGCAGAAACUCCCAAAAAGUCAGCUCCUCCAUCCCACUCGCCUGUCACUCUAGCCACUGUCCCAAUCAAGACGGAGCCUGAACAGGAUGAUGGUCCUUCUUUAGAAGGGGCUCUGUCGACUGAGUCAGCAGUUGUCGGUCUAGAGACAGCCUCUGACACAGCAGUUGACCAAGCAGGUUCUGAUUCCGCUGCUCUGACAGAAGAUGGCACAAAUUCAGCUUGCAAGAAAGAAGAAUCAGUCAAUAAUCCUCUCAUCAAAGAUUCUCCGAGCCCACUGGAAUCCUCCCCUAAGGCCCUGAAGCAGCGCAGGCCUCUCUCCCCUGAGGAGGAGAUCUUACUGCCCAAAGUGAAAAAAUGGAAGGGGAUUCGCUGGAAGCGUCUGCAGAUUGUCAUAUCGAUACGUAAAGGUGGCUCUAAAAAAGAGAGCAGCCGUGAAGUGUCUGAGCUGAUGGAGCGUCUUCGUAUAACGCUGCGACCGGACAAGUUGCCACGUGAUAAACGCAAAUGUUGCUUCUGCCAUGAGGAGGGUGAUGGAGCUACAGACGGGCCUGGACGCUUGCUUAACAUCGACGUGGACCUGUGGGUGCACCUCAACUGUGCCCUAUGGUCCACCGAAGUAUAUGAGACUCAAGGAGGUGCGCUUAUGAACGUGGAGGUGGCACUGCGUCGUGGAUUGCGGACUCUGUGUGCGUUCUGUCAGAAAACUGGUGCAACCAACAGCUGCAACCGACUGCGCUGCCCAAAUGUCUACCACUUUGCAUGUGCCAUCCGGGCCCGCUGCAUGUUUUUCAAGGACAAAACCAUGUUGUGCACCCAGCACAAACUGAAGGGCCCCAGCGAAGAUGAACUAAUCUCUUUUGCUGUUUUACGGCGUGUCUACAUAGAGCGUGACGAAGUCAAGCAAAUAGCGAGCAUCUUGCAGCGAGGGGAUCGCAUCCACCUUUUCCGCGUUGGUGGUCUCAUCUUUCAUGCAGUCGGUCAGUUGUUACCCUCCCAAAUGACCAACUUCCACUCGCCUACAGCCAUCUUCCCUGUUGGCUAUGAGGCCACACGCAUCUAUUGGAGCACACGUGUUCCCAACAAGCGCUGUCGCUACCGUUGCCGCAUCGGCGAGGAUGAUGGCCACCCCUUAUUUGAAGUGCGUGUCCUCGAACACGGCAUGGAGGAUUUGCACUACCGUGACGCGACUCCUCAAGGAAUCUGGGAGCAGGUGGUUCAAAGUGUGGCCAAACUCCGGGAUGAUUCAUCCAUGUUGAAGCUGUUCACUGAACAUGUCAAAGGAGAGGAGAUGUAUGGCCUCACAGUUCAUGCUGUCAUGCGCAUCACUGAAUCGUUACCUGGAGUGGAAAAUUGCCAGAACUACCAGUUUCGGUAUGGCCGUCACCCACUGAUGGAGCUCCCUCUCAUGAUCAAUCCCACUGGCAGUGCUCGCUCGGAGCCCAAAGUCCCAACACAAUGCAAGAGGCCUCACACCCUGAACAGCACCAGCGUGUCCAAGGCUUAUCAGAGCACCUUCACUGGCGAGAUGAACACGCCAUACAGCAAGCAGUUUGUCCACUCCAAGUCGUCUCAGUAUCGACGCCUGAAGACGGAGUGGAAGAACAACGUGUACCUCGCUCGCUCUCGUAUUCAGGGCUUGGGCCUGUAUGCCGCUAAAGAUCUGGAGAAGCACACUAUGGUCAUCGAGUACAUUGGCACUGUCAUUCGCAAUGAGGUGGCAAACCGUCGUGAAAAGAUCUAUGAGUCACAGAACCGUGGCAUCUACAUGUUCCGCAUCAACAACGAGCAGGUGAUUGACGCCACUCUGACUGGUGGCCCAGCUCGUUACGUGAAUCACUCCUGCGCCCCCAACUGUGUUGCAGAGGUUGUCACAUUUGACAAAGAGGACAAGAUCAUUAUCAUCUCCAGUCGCAGGAUCCCCAAAGGAGAGGAGCUGACAUACGACUACCAGUUUGACUUUGAGGAUGAUCAACACAAGAUCCCCUGCCACUGCGGAGCGUGGAAUUGCCGAAAGUGGAUGAACUAAUAAGACCGAGGGAGGAAAAUGGAGCGGGUGCCAGAAAGCCUUUCUGCGCCAAAGCCUUUUUUUUUCUUGAACUUGACUUAGCCAGUGCAUAAGCUGUCCUCAUACAAGUGGAGGAAGGCUGACCUCCAUCGUUUGAUGACUCCAAGCAACAGUCGACACGUGUAGCCAAAGUUUGAAGAGCAUUAAUCAGCAGAAAAAAAACAACCACCACCUGCAACUGCAGCUUGAUGGUGGACACUUCCAUUUUUAUCCCAGAAGGGGGCAUUUUUGAAUCACCCUUUUCCUCAGCCAAAAUCCUUUUUUUUUUUUUUUUUUUUUUUUUUUUUUUUUCCAGUCAAUCUAAAUUACUCUUCAUCUUCACUCUUCCUCCUGUCAACAACCAUGCAGCCCUCACUCACACUGAGCUGCAACAAAAAGCCAUUUUUUAAAUACUAACAAUGAACUACGAACGCAUUUUUUGUUCUAAGUCGGACCUACUUCCUUCCUGUCUCACCACUUACCACACCCCCUCGAUAAAAGGCACUUUUUCCCCCAUGAAAUCAUCAAUGAAGACAACAGAAUAUUGGCUAGCUAGACAAUCUUAAUAUGAGGAAGAAGUUCAUGCCAUCAAUGGAUGCAUGGAUGGACAGAAGACUCCAGAGGCACCGGAUGCUCUUGACUGUGUGGAGUCGUAAGGUUUGUUGGACCCGGUCUACCUCAUUGAUUUAGUGGGAAGUGACUGCUUUGUAUAAAAACAUUUUUUAAAAACUGCUACUGUGGAAUUUUAGGGGUGGGGUGGGGCCUUCUCGGACAAGCAGGGAAUCUUAAGCAGCAGGUUUGCUCUAUCUACUCUAUGCUGAUGAUCAUUUACAAUAAGGAGCCAAGCUGAUAAUUAUCAUUAUUAUGAAUCAUGACUUAUUUAUACAGAGGAAAUAUAUGAUAAGCAUUUUUGAGAAGAUGUUGCAUUAAAUUAACUAAAACAACAAAACAAAAAAAAGGCAAUCGCAAGCUCAGCAUCACGUCCUGCAUACCACCAAAUCAUCCUGGAUAGCCAAGUAGCUUUAUUCUUUUUCCUGCUUCUUGAACUCGCUCCAUCUACUUUAUUUGGUUGCUCCAAUGAAACAACAACCACAAGACAGUGGAUGCAUGACUACUAAAAUCACCUUUUUUUAACCUCUUCCUCUGUCUUAUUUAGUGGACUUUUGUAUAAAAAAACAACAAUUUACUGUAGUAGGUCUUCCUUUUGCCUGAGUACAGCCUGCAGUCUUUCUACUUCCCUUGUAGUGUGCGAGAGAGUGUGAGUGUGUUUGUUUGCGUGCUUUUUUUAGUGCUGGUACUGUCCUCCAGGCUGAACUGAUGGCAGGGAAUGACUUAUUGGAUAAAAGGGCAUUUGUUUUCACUUCUACCUGAGAGUUUAGAAAAUGGAAAAAUAAAAGGUCUUUAAGGGAGCUUUACUAAAAAAAAAAAAAAAAAAAUCUCCACCUUCCCAUAUGACUAUAUUCCUCCUUCCCCCCCAAAAAAAACCUAAGACCUCACAGGAUUUAAAAAAAAAAAAACAAAAAUGCAAAGUUGUACAAAAUGUAUAUAAAGGUAUAUGCAUUAAGGGGACAGCAAGUCUUUACCCAGCCCCCCUUUGUAAUCAAUAAAGUGUAGAGAACUAAAAUGGAGAGAGAAAAAAAUCAACCACUGGAUAUCAUUUUAACAAAGCUGUAUAUAAAUAUGAAUAUAUGUAAAAUGGCAAACUAAUAUCUUUAUGUAUAUGAACCAGAGUGUUUUUUGCAUUAAUCUUUUUUCUAUUAGUGUUUUUGCUAUAUGCUCUCAGAGUCAAGUUUGUUAAAAUAAUAAUAAAAAAAAGUAACGAGAAGCCAAGGUGAUUUCAUAAGAGGAUUUGUGUGAUGAGUGCUUCAUUAUUAGACAUGCAAAUCACAGCAGUAGUGCAUUGCAUUUGUAUUUAUGUAAUAUGGUUCCUGUUUUUGUUUUGUUUGUUUUUAAUUUAUGCUAUUGCUUGUUGGUUACCAAAUCAUGUCCUGAGCUCUGUUUCUUACAAUUGGAUGAAUAUACUCUUGAAUGGAACAAUUCCUACAAUCUUCUUAUUAGUGUUAUGCUUUUUUGGGGGGGUAUUUUCCCUCUAGAAGUGAAUGUGUUGGUAAACCUUGUGAAAUGGUUACUUGGGCUCAUGUAUGUCAAAAUCCCAAAUCAACCCUAUACUUAAUACUUAACCUGGUAAUGAAUUGCACUCUCAUUCAUUCAUAUAUAUAUAUAUAUAUAUAUAUAUAUAUAUAUAUAUAUAUAUAUAUAUAUAUAUAUAUAUAUAUAAUUUUAAAGUUUUUGGUAUGUUUCUAUUUGAAGAGAAGACCAUCAUGGGACACCCUUCACUGGAUUUUAGCCUGAGAAUCUUUUUGGAAAUUUUUUAUUUAAGUUCACAUCUUCUAAUUUAAUAAUAAAAAGUUUUUUCGAAUUGAAGUUUUUUUUUUUUUUUAAACCUCACCUGCUUCCCCCCCCCAAAAAAAAACCCGUCUGUACAGCAGAUAUACUUUUAGGGACUAUGAAUAAAUAUAUUGAUUUUUAUUGUAUGUGGCAUGUUUUGUAUGGAUAUUAUUUGAAAUUGUACAUAUUUUUUCAGGAAGCUAGAGGUUGCAUUUCUUUAUAUACAAUAUUUCAGCUUCCCCACCCCUUCCUCCGGGCCCCCUCUCAUCUUAUUUGUCUGCUUUUGUUUCUUGUAAACAAAAAUAAAAAUGCAUUUUGAA
Messenger RNA from Dunckerocampus dactyliophorus (ringed pipefish), 18045 nucleotides. RefSeq names its product lysine (K)-specific methyltransferase 2D (gene kmt2d). Bases 332 to 15319 code for a protein of 4995 amino acids. The transcript is spliced from 55 exons. Lineage: Eukaryota; Metazoa; Chordata; Actinopteri; Syngnathiformes; Syngnathidae. Gene Ontology annotation, cellular component: MLL3/4 complex; nucleus. Gene Ontology annotation, biological process: positive regulation of transcription by RNA polymerase II. The record is from RefSeq and is a predicted model, not a curated record. Gene Ontology annotation, molecular function: histone H3K4 methyltransferase activity; transcription coactivator activity; histone binding.